Messenger RNA from Exaiptasia diaphana, 2684 nucleotides. RefSeq names its product nose resistant to fluoxetine protein 6. Lineage: Eukaryota; Metazoa; Cnidaria; Anthozoa; Actiniaria; Aiptasiidae. The transcript is spliced from 15 exons. The record is from RefSeq and is a predicted model, not a curated record. Gene Ontology annotation, molecular function: acyltransferase activity, transferring groups other than amino-acyl groups. Bases 103 to 2229 code for a protein of 708 amino acids.
AGUCUCGUGAUUGAGUGUGUCCGCUUAUAAUCUUCAACGAGCAAACCCCGUCACCAAUUAUACYCUUCUGAGGGUGAUUUAACGGAUUUUSUGGCCAAAAUCAUGCAGAAUUGUUUUAUUUUGGCCUGUGCUCUAGUAGGCUUUUUUCUUGUUCUUGGUUGUCAAGCGCUGCCUCCAAACACCAUCCAGAAGUUGGUUGACGCUGAUCCUCGAAUGACGCAGGAAUUAGGGGAACUAGAGCAGCUUGGCGAGAAAACAAUUCGUCUUGUACAAGCUAACAUUUCGCGAGAAUGUUCUAAUGCACUCAUGUACUUGGUGAACAACGAGUCAAGGGCAUUGUUAGCCUAUAUUGAUGCCACUGGAAAGAUCCCAAGCGGUAUUUUGGAGGGAGAUUUUUUGUGGCUUGGAUCGUACAGUGCUUGCAACAAUAUCCCAUCUGCUCAUUACUGCAUGGCCAAUGUAUUGCUGUAUAAGAUAUCUUUGUUCAAAGAUGCGACUAUCCCAGCCCGUUGGGGCGUUUGUGUACCAAGUGCAUGUAGUGAACUUGAUGUAGCAGUUGCCAUAGAAGAUAUCUUAGAUGCCUUUGGACUCAACAGAAAGAUAUUGAUUUCAACAAAGCCAGAUCCCAGGUCAAUUUACUGUGCCAAACCCUCAGAAUACAGGGGUGCUGAUAUAUUUUGCCUGAUCAUUUGCGGCAUUCUAGCUCUAACCUGUCUAGCUGGCACAUUCCUCGACUUGAUUGAAAAUAGUGUGUUGUCUACAAAAUCAAAGAAAGAAAAUGUUAAUGUACAGAAUGGCAAAGUUCGUCACGGGGACAAUUCAUUUGAAAGUGACAGAGAUAUACUUGUCAACCAUGACAGCAUGGGUCCUUCGGCUGAAUUUGUACCAAAAAAGAAACCUAUCAUCAUCAGAUUUUUCAAGUGCUUCUCCAUUAUUGCAAAUACGAAGAAAAUCAUGGACACCAAGACAGCACCAGGAGCCAUCACCUCCAUUAAUGGAAUGAGAGUACUGAGUAUCUCAUGGGUUGUGCUUGGUCAUGUCUACUACUUUUUGUUUAUAACUUAUGUUGGAAAAAAUAUAUUGGCAGCCGAGAAGAUCAUCCACAGGUUUUCUUUCCAAGCAAUAGACAAUGCUUUCUUUUCAGUGGACAGCUUCUUCUUCUUAAGUGGUCUUCUGGUAAGCUACAUUGGACUUAGACGAAUGGAAAAAAACAAUGGAAGACUUCCCCUACUUCAGUUCUAUUUACAUCGAUAUUGGAGGUUAACUCCAACCUACAUGUUUUGUAUACUGUUUUUCACAAGCCUGUUCAAACAUGUUGGUGAGGGACCAUUGUGGUACAUGAAUCAACAGCCUAAUCCAUGCGACACCAAAUGGUGGACAAAUUUGCUAUACCUAAACAACUUUUAUCCAGCGGAUCUUGGCAAAGAAUGUCUGGGCUGGUCCUGGUAUUUAGCCAAUGACUAUCAGUUUUAUUGCAUUGCACCAUUGUUUUUGUACGCCAUGUACAGGUUGAAGCUUCUAGGAAUGGUCCUGAGUGUUGGUAGUUUCCUGUUUGCAGGUUUCAUAACUACGGGGGUCAUUAUGGGCUAUUAUCACCUCCCGGCAAGUCAGUCCACCUUCUUUUUGCAACAGAUGGGAACUAAAGCCAGCCAAUUCACCAACUACGUCUACAUCAAGCCUUACUGUCGCAUAUCACCUUACCUCGUUGGUCUUGCACUUGGUUAUGUAUUCUUUGCUGACAAAACGCAUUCAUUCCUGCUAAAACUUCGAAUUAUUCCGCGAAUGAUAUUCCUGGUAAUUGGCUGGUCCAUUGCCUUUAUUUGUGCAUUCUCGUCAUUAUAUGGAUUGUAUAAAGCCGUUAGAGCCGACAAUCCAAUUCCAUUGACAGAUACCGAGAAUGUUGUGUAUGGCACAUUUUCCAGAUUCGCUUGGGCUCUCGCGYUUGCGUGGGUUAUUUACGUUUGCCAUGCUGGAGCUGGGGGUCUGGUGGACAAUAUUUUAUCAGCUCGAUUCUGGAUUCCUUUGAGUCGAUUGACAUACGGUGUUUACCUAGUCCAUCCCAUGGUACUUUUAGCGUUUUAUGGCAGCCUACAGAACACUGUAGCAUACACUGAUUUCUUAAUGGUCAUCUACUUCCUUGGUUGUUUGAUGGUCUCCUACGGAUUGUCGUUCAUUCUCGCAAUAGCGCUUGAAUUCCCUGCCAUGCAACUCGAGAAAUUAUUCGAUUAGAGAACGAAAUUUGUCGCAUCACCACUAUAUCAGUAGUUUUUAAUGUUUUAAAAAUUGUAUUCAAUUUUAAAUAUUUCACUGGUUUGCGAUUGCAUGAGCAGUAAAUUGUAGAUGUGAUUUUUACAGGGUGUAUUUCCAUAAUGAACAAAAGUUGUAUAGUUUAACUUCGCAAUACACACAUCAACUGUUUUCCAGACGUUUCGAUAAACGAGUCCAGUCGUUGACUGCUGUGACUACUUGCACACUUUUUAUGGUUUUCGGGAAAGCAACCGCAAGCGGAAGUUUUCUGCAGAAAAAAAAACACCCAAACAAAAAUCGAGGCCUGGUUGUUUGUGGUAUUAUGAAUUAACCGUUAUAACGUAUAACAAGGAUUAGGUAGUCAGACCUCAUCUUCACAUCAUAAUGACACAAAAACUUUGUAAAAAAUAAAUACAUUCACUGUAGUUGGCUCUCUA